Molecule: messenger RNA, 501 nt
Organism: Penicillium taxi
Lineage: Eukaryota; Fungi; Ascomycota; Eurotiomycetes; Eurotiales; Aspergillaceae
Exons: 3
Coding region: 1-501 (166 amino acids)
Biological process (GO): mitochondrion organization
Cellular component (GO): mitochondrion; nucleus
Source: RefSeq, a predicted model, not a curated record
AUGCCUCGCCAACAACGCCGUGCCGCUCCCGCUCCUAUGCGCAGUGCUCCCUCGCGCCCUACUGUCGCCCCCGCCCGGCCCGCGGCCCCUGCCCAGCACCAGGCUCCUCACUCUACUGCUGCCCACCCACAGCAGUACCAGCAGGCUCCUCCCAUGCAGGCUCCCCAGCAGAGCGCUGGACCUGGUCUUUUCGGCCAAAUGGCCUCGACCGCUGCUGGAGUCGCUAUCGGUUCCUCUGUUGGCCACGCUAUCGGUGGUCUAUUCAGUGGUGGUAGCUCCAGCGCCCCUGCUGAGCCCCAGGCUGCUCCCGUCCAGUCGCAGGGCGUCGACAACGGUCUCUGGCAGAGCAGCGCUACCAACCAGUCCUGGGAGACUCCUGCUUGCGAGGCAGAUGUGCGCAACUUCCGCAAGUGCAUGGAUGAGAACGGAGGCAACAUGAGCAUCUGCGGUUGGUACAUGGACCAGCUGAAGGCUUGCCAGGCUGCUGCCAAGCCGUACUAG